AUGUCGAACAAUAUUAUAACCAGUCCCAGGAAUUCAAUUGAAAAAACACGAAGAGCUAUUCUUCGAAUGAGAAAUUGUUCACCUGAAUUGAAAGAUGUAUUAAGACAGAGAUGUCAAGAACGAAUUCGUAAUGAACGUUUCAAAAUUUUAAAUAAUGUUAGGAAAAUAGCUAUGAAAGAAAAUUUCAAAGUUGCAUUCGGAAACAUUAUUCGAGAAGAAUGGGAAAAUAUUGAUGAUAAUGAACCCGUUAAAACACCAAACAGUAAAUUAAAAAGUACAGAUUUUAAUUUAGAUGAAGAAUUAAAAUUGGAAGAAAUAUUAGAAAAGGAAUUAUUGGAAGAACAUGAGGAAUGGUUAAUAAAUCAAUAUGAAGAACUGAUAAAGUGCGAUUUAGACAGUACAAAUUCUGUAGUGUGUCCUCUAUGUUGUUUGGGAUAUCUUAAAAUUGCAAAUGGUUUUGAUAUUGACAAUAAAAAAAUUGGGUGUAGUAAAUGUUCAGAAACUUUCACCAUCAAUCAGAAAUCAUUACUUCACCUUCAAUCAGCCAUUUAUGAGUGUUUGUCUUGGCAUGAUAAACAAUGUUUAAGUUUUCCAUGUUUUGUUAAUGUUCCUAAAAACGAUUAUGAAAGUAAUCUUUGUGUUAUUUGUGAUAAUUGUUCUUUUUUAAAUGUUGUCAUGUGA
This is a messenger RNA of Pediculus humanus corporis (human body louse), 681 nucleotides long. Its product is annotated as RPA-interacting protein, putative. Gene Ontology annotation, cellular component: nucleus. Lineage: Eukaryota; Metazoa; Arthropoda; Insecta; Psocodea; Pediculidae. The record is from RefSeq and is a predicted model, not a curated record. Gene Ontology annotation, biological process: protein import into nucleus. The coding region runs from base 1 to 681 and encodes 226 amino acids. The transcript is spliced from 3 exons.